Molecule: messenger RNA, 1167 nt
Organism: Balearica regulorum gibbericeps (East African grey crowned-crane)
Lineage: Eukaryota; Metazoa; Chordata; Aves; Gruiformes; Gruidae
Gene: F2RL3
Product: F2R like thrombin or trypsin receptor 3
Biological process (GO): phospholipase C-activating G protein-coupled receptor signaling pathway; blood coagulation; positive regulation of Rho protein signal transduction
Cellular component (GO): plasma membrane
Molecular function (GO): thrombin-activated receptor activity
Source: RefSeq, a predicted model, not a curated record
AUGGAGACCCUCGGGAGGGGAUGGCUGUCACCCAGGCUCGUGCUGUGCUGUGCCUUUUGGGGACUCUGCCUGGCCUCUCCAGACUACGAUGAUUACUCUCAGAACAGCACCAACGAGCCGGUAACGACACCAGAGAUCACACCGUGUCCCCGAGCCAUUCCUGGGGAAAAGGCAACGAUAAACAACAUCACGUACCUGUUGAUACACCAGGCCACACGCUCUCAGCUGGGCAGCGUGGUCACAGUGCGGAUCAUCCCCUGCCUCUACACCCUGGUGUUCCUGGUGGGGCUGCCUUCCAACGGGUUGGCCCUGUGGGUCCUGGCCACCAGGGCUGAGAAGCUGACCUCCACUGUCUUUCUGAUGAACUUGGCUGCAGCAGAUCUGCUGCUCGUGUUGGUGCUCCCUUUCAAGAUUUUCUACUAUUUCCUGGGGAACAACUGGCCCUUUGGGGAAGGCCUGUGCCGGCUCACCACAGCUUUCUUCUACGGGAACAUGUACUGCUCAGUGCUGCUGCUCACGUGCAUCAGCGUUGACCGGUAUCUGGCUGUAGUGCAUCCUUUCUUUUCACGUUCCUUCCGCACCCCUGCCUUUGCUGCCUGCACCUGCGCUGCCAUCUGGCUCUGUGCUGUCGUCCUCACCCUGCCCCUGACUCUGCAGCAGCAGUCAUAUCCCCUGUACGGAGCAGACAUCACUCUCUGCCACGAUGUUCUCCCCAGGCACGAGGAUGACGGGUAUUACUUUUACUACUUCAUCUGCCUGAUCGCCUCUGCUUUCCUUGCUCCUCUGGUAGUGAUGCUGUUCAGCUACUGCUCAGUAUUGCGAACCCUCCUGGGCAGUGGGAAGCGGUACUCCUACUCUAUGAAGCUCACGGCUCUUGUGCUAUUCACACUUGUGGCCUUCUACACACCCAGCAACGUUCUCCUCCUUGUUCAUUACUCCAGCUAUAACUCCAAGCUGUAUGGCAACCUGUAUAUCACGUACAUGGUGAGCCUGGCCGUCAGUACCUUUAACAGCUGUGCUGAUCCCUUUGUCUACUACUACGUUUCUGAAGACUUCAGGGAUAAGGUGAGAAGGAGAUUCUUCAGUCACAGAAAACAAAACACCACGUCCCUAAAAACCUCCAAGGAAACACUCCCUCAAAAAAGUUCCAAAGAUUCACUGGUGUAA